GCAAAUAAAAGAAAAAAAAAAUAAAAGCGUAAUUAAACAAAUAUUUUUUGUACAAGAAAAAUUUGCUAUAAUUAAUAAUUAAAUGUGUUUGUAAAGAAAAAACACUAAAAACAAGUAGGCUAAUUAAAAUGUUCGAAACAUACCUACACGCAACAAAUAACAAAACACUACAAGUAAAAUAAAAUUGCAAUAUAUUAAAUUUGUGCAUAACAAUUUUACGAAUAAGAAAUACAAAAAAAAAAACUACGUCACUUUUAGAAAACGGACUAGAAGAAAGAAAAGUAAAGCUCGUACACAAAAAAGGGUCGCAGUGAAAAUAUUGUAUAUUUCGCAAGAAACCACAUAUUGUUAUACUUAAAAAAUUAGUUAAAUAAAGAAAUAAAUGGUUUAAUAACAUUUUAUAAAGACAAGAAAUGAAAAAUUAACAAAGUGCUUUAGGCCAAAAUUCUUAAAAAAACAAAUUGUACAUAGUCAGCGAGAAAAAAAACUACAUUAACUUUUUACAAGGUCUUGCUUGUGUCAGUGUUUUAAGUUAUUUCCUUUUAUGGUUCAUGAGCCGCCCUCUAAUAUAUUAAAGAAAAACUAACAACAAAAUUAGAUUAAUAUAUAUCCGCUGUUGAAAUAAAUUCUAUCAAACUGAGCACUUACGAAAGCAUGGAUUUACAACAUUUGGAAAAUGGCAUAGGAGGUGGUGGGGGAGGUGUCACUGGCGGUGGCGGCGUUGGUGUAAAUGGAAAUGCCAACACACAAGCCUUGAGUGAAAUUGAUUUUCAAAGAUUAGCCCAAACUAUAGCCACUAGUAUACAAAAAAUUAUACAAAAUGUUUCCACUAUGCAACGUAUGGUUAAUCAGUGCAAUACGCCUCAGGACUCACCCGAUUUGAAAAAACAACUCCAUCAAAUUAUGACCUAUACCCAUCAGUUAGUUUCCGAUACCAAUAAUCAAUUGAAAGAAGUAGAUAAAUGUAAAGAACGUCAUUUGAAAAUACAAAGAGAUCGUUUGGUUGAUGAAUUUACUGCUGCUUUAACAUCAUUUCAGGCCGUUCAACGUAAAACUGUCGAUAUUGAAAAAACACAAGUACGGCAAGCCCGGGCAAAUCAUUACAAUAUUGCCAAGCCGCCAGGUAAUUCCACAAAUUCUUCAAAUGGCAGCAACAAUUCCUUUUUCGAAGACAAUCUUUUUGGACGCAAAUCACAGCAACAACAGCAGCAAAUACAAAUGCAAGAUGAUAUUGAUUUACAAGCUUUAGAGGAACAAGAAAGAGCCAUACGUGAAUUGGAGGAAAAUAUUGUGGGUGUUAAUGAGAUCUAUAAAAAACUGGGAGCCAUGGUUUAUGAGCAGGGAUUAACCGUUGAUUCCAUCGAAUCAUCUGUGGAACAAACUAGUGUUUAUGUAUCUCAGGGCACAGAAAAUCUACGCUUAGCUGGUUCUUAUAAGAAUAAAUUACGCAAAAAGAAAUUAAUAUUAUUUGGUAUUUUGGCCGUCGUUUUAGCAGUUAUUAUCUUAAUAAUUGUCUUGCAAUUUAAACAUUAAAACUGGUUGGUGUUAGUUAUUUACAAACAAACAUAUUUUUUCUAUUUUUCCUUAUGAUUUGUUAGAAGAGCAUAAUGAAAUUUAAACAAUUUGGGCCUUUUUUUAAUGGAAAUUUUUAGUUAAAACUAAAAAUUUAUUUGUAUUUACUAAAUGUUAAAAAAUUGAAUGAAAGGUAUUAAACUGCAACACAUAAUUAACGUUAAAAGGAAACAAAUACAAUAUAUAAAACAUAUAACAAACGUCCUUAAAAGUUAAACAACAUAAGAAAAAGAACAAAUUCUUUAUAAAUAUAUAUAUUUCUUUACGUAUUAAUUUACUUAUCCCUUUGUAGGUAUUUUUGUUAAAUAUUUCUUUCUUUAAGAAUUUAAACUAUACAAUUUAAAUUCUAAUUCCAAAAAAUUUAUUCCAAUUUGCAAAAUUUUGUUUUGUUUAAAUAUAAAUGUUUUGUAAAUUUCUUUUUAGAAUCUUAUAUUGGCUUAAAAUUUCUUUAGUAUAUUUUGUUUUAUUUAUAUUAUAAUAUAGUGCCGAGUGUAUGUAUUUAUCCUUAUAAAUAUAUUUAAGUUUAAACUUAAUCUUCUUAUAAUAAAUUGUAUAAAGCAAAAACUUUAAAUUAUUCGAAAAAUGUAUGCUUAAAUCCAAAAGAAGAUGAUCAGACAAAAGAAAAAAUAAAAAAAAAACUAAUAAACAAUGUGAAUUGUAGCAAUGUAUGAUAGAAUCAUAAACAUUUUGUUUUAUCAUCACAAAAAUUUUAUUAAAUAAAAAACAAAAACAAUAA
Lucilia cuprina (Australian sheep blowfly) is the source of this 2308-nucleotide messenger RNA. RefSeq names its product syntaxin-7 (gene Syx7). Gene Ontology annotation, molecular function: SNARE binding; SNAP receptor activity. Gene Ontology annotation, cellular component: membrane; SNARE complex; endomembrane system. The transcript has 6 exons. The coding region runs from base 655 to 1533 and encodes 292 amino acids. The record is from RefSeq and is a predicted model, not a curated record. Gene Ontology annotation, biological process: intracellular protein transport; vesicle fusion; vesicle-mediated transport. Lineage: Eukaryota; Metazoa; Arthropoda; Insecta; Diptera; Calliphoridae.